Molecule: messenger RNA, 34735 nt
Organism: Xyrichtys novacula (pearly razorfish)
Lineage: Eukaryota; Metazoa; Chordata; Actinopteri; Labriformes; Labridae
Source: the annotation of a GenBank genome assembly
GGGAUAACGAGGCCAUGCAGGUCUUUGUGUCUGACAGGGUUCCUGUACUUUUGGACUCUGAGCAGGGAAGAUCUCAGAGGGAACGGUUUAGGAAGUGUUCUUCUUUCAGGACCAGACUCAAAGUGAACACCAUGUUUGUACAUCUACAGCAAACAAGGCGAAUAAUGAGAAAGAAGAGGAUCGAGUUCAUUCAGAAGAAAAUAUGAAGAAAAAGAAGAAGAGGAAGAAGAAGAAGAAGAAGAAGAAGAAGAAGAAGAACUUGAUGGUCCAUAGAUGGACAGAUCUGCUGGAGUCCAGAAAAAGGCUCAAAGAAGAGACAGUCAUGUUGAUGUGGACUUUAGAGAAAGUGAUCCUGGAUCUGAAACAUGAUCCUGGUUCAUCAUCUGACUCACUCAGCUGCUCUCAGGUUUUUGUACCACUGUUUCUCACUGUGGGACUUUACAUCGACGGCUACCUCAUCUUCGGCUCUGGGACUAAACUGAUUGUAACAGGUAAGAACAAAAACUUUAUCUUUAUUUUUUGAAUUGAUUUAUAAAACCUCAAAAUCUCUCCACAAAUCUGAAGUUAUUGAUGAAUUUCUGAUAAAUCUGAGUUUGAUAUGAAAUGUUGAGACAGUGUCACCUCUAUAUUUGGUCCUCUCUGUGAGUCAGAACCAUCAUUUCUUUAUUUAUAAUGUUAAGACAGUCAAAUUAACCUCAUGUCAAUUAUAUCAAUAUGAGGCACCAAAAACCUUUGUGUGGGAAUAUUUGUACAAGUAGACAGAUACUCAAUAUUAUCAACUAAUAUUUACAAUAAAUGUGAUUGAAUCUAGAUCUAUGGAUAAACUAUAGAAGCGUUUAUAUUUAAAUAUAUGAGGAAAUGUUAUUAUUUAUCAUUGUCUGUAAAUGAAGCUAAAAAAUGAGAUUACAGUCAAACACAUGGAGGAUGGUACAGAGGUAUGAAGAGUCUGAGUGUUUGUACAAAUUAUUAUAUUCAAACAGGAUGGAUGAUCUUAUCCUCAUUAUACUAUAUUAUAUUAUAUUUAUCGGAAGCCCUGAUGUUUUUCUAAUUUUGUAUCAGUAAUGUAGAAUAAUAAAUAAAUUACUGAUAUAAUGAUUAAUCACUUCUCUAAAAAGAGCUGAAUGCUCAGACCUACAACCUAAAAAUGUAGAAGAUAAUGUAAGGACUAAAAUCACCAUGAAAUUCUCUGAGAAUAAAAAUGUGUGUAUAUUAUGGACAAAGUAUUUUAAAGUUUAUUGAAAACAGUAAUAAAGUUGUGAUUCAGCUUUGUUGUAAUUAAAUAGUAUUUGUAGUAUUUAAAACUGUUUCAAUGAUUUUAAUUUUUGUGAGUGUGUGUGUGUGUGUGUGUGUGUAUGUGUGUGUGUGUAUCAGAUAAGCCCGUGGUGAAGCCCGUGGUGAGUGUGUACCUGGCAGCAUCCAGAGCCCAGCUGGAGGGGAAGAGCUCCCUGCUGUGUGUGGCCUCAGACAUGUUUCCUCCUCUGGUCCAGAUCUCCUGGAGAAGACGGGAGGAAGACGGUUCUCUGAAGGAGCUGUCCUCUGCUGACAGCAAGAUGUCGAGGCUCAGAGAGUCUAACUGCACCGCUUCCAUCUUAAAGAUUCAUAAAAGAGAGGACAACCUUGAUAAAUACAUCUGCUUAGUGCAACACGAGGGGGGAAGAGUGGAUUCAACGGCGCAACGUACCAGAGACGCUGUGUCUCCAACAGAAGCUCCUUCCACAUCAGCCUCCAGUCCUCCUCAGACUGAACCAACAGAGGCUCCUGCUGCUUUGACCUCUGGUCCUCCAGAGACAGAGCUCACAGACCCUCCAGCUCUUCCUCAGCAGUAUGGCGGUAAGAUUAACAUGUUUUUACUUUUAAACAAACCUUCUUAGUCAACAAAUGUUAUCACUCUUCUCUAACUACUAAUACUAUCUGAGGUGUACCACAAGGAUCAGUUCUAGAGCCUCUUUUUUACACACAGAGGCAGAACUGGAUGGUUUGGGCCAUCAGUGGCUUUUUGAAAGUUUUUCAAUUGAUGUAAAAUUUUUAUUUUUGAAUAGAGAAAACUGCAGGAACACACCUGAUAAAUGACUCCUGUAUGAAUAAAGUACCAAGAGGACUUUGUACAAAGAGUUGUGAAUAACAGAGGUGUGUGUGUGUGUGUGUGUGUGUGUGUGUGUGUGUGUGUGUGUGUGUGUGUGUGUGUGUGUGUGUGUGUGUGUGUGUGUGUGUGUGUGUCAGUGUCCUUUGAGUGCAGGGUGAAGCUGCUGUCAGUCCUGUACUCUCUGCUGAUCCUGAAGAGUCUGGUGUACUGCUGUGGACUCUCUCUGCUGACCAUCUUCACUAACAAGCCACCGUCCAUCAGCUGAUGUGCUGACUGACUGUUUCCUGCUCGCCGUUUCUCACCGCCAAACCUCAGCAGCUCACAUCUGUCUCAGACUCAUUCAGCAGGUAUAAAUGUAGAGUCAAACAUGCUGUGGUUUCGUUGUCAUACAUAUUGAUUUAAGUUUAAUAAGAACAUACAAACAGGUACAAUAUAUUCAAAUUCCAAAUUAUACUGUAUAUAUUUGACUGUUAUUCACUUUGUUCCCAUUAGUAUAAAAUGUCAUGUGUGUAAAAAAAUUACCAUAAAAUGUUUAUGCUUCACUUAAUGUUAAACAUGUAUUUCAGUACAUGUGCAGAGCGCCACAUUUAUCUGUUUUUGUUGGUUUCUUUUUUCAAUUCUUCUGUUUUGCAACUUUUUCAAUAAACUUAAAAAUAUUUUGAGAGUUUUUCUUUUAUUGCCAUUGUUAUUUAUGUUGCUUUAAAUUAUUCACAACAAAUAAAAUAAGGAUCAGAUUUUUUUAAUUUAAUCUACAAGUUAUUUGAUUUUGGUGAUUUGAAGCUCAAUAUUAACUGAGCAGAAAAUAACAGAAUAAUUACUUGUAUAAAUUUGAUCAAACAACUUAAACUGACAACAAAAAUAAGCAAACAUAAACUCAAAGCUGUAAUAAACAUCUCAGUGUGUUUUUACCUCCAGGUUUAAUGGUGUCUUCUUUUUUCAAAUGGUGUCAGUGUGAAAGUAAAGCUUUACGCUGAUGAUACUGUUCUUUAUCUACAUGAACAAACAGCAGACAGAGCUGAUGUCCAAACUUCUUUGGUCAAACUUUAAAAGGUUUUGUUUUUGAAAUGUUGAAAUGUAAAAAGACUAAUAUCUCAAACUCUCUAUUGACCUUUUCCUCUUGUAAAAUUAACAACAAUUCAAAAUGAAAACCUGCAGCAGCUCAAACUCAGUUAAUUGAUUAUUUUCAAUAAAAUUAUUGUGAUUUUAUUGUAACAACCUGCUGUUUUUCCUACUUAGUGGAUUAAAUUUACACAAAGGAAAGAAACGUGUUAGUGUUAUUGGUACAUUUUGGUAAAUACUUAGAAUAAUAUAAUUCUGAACAGUGAACAGGAUUACUUUAGUUCAUGUUUAAAAUAUGAGAUUACAUUUUAUAAAGCCUACUUUUUCUAACAUGUCAGUUUGAAAGUAAAGCGCUACGUUGAUGACACUGUUCGUUAUCUCAUGAACAGACAGCAGAGAGAGCUGAUUUUAAGCUAAAACUGAUUAAAAAUCAAGAUAACACAGAGGUUUUAUUUCAGUCUAACUCAGGUUUAAAGAUUUUUCUGAAACUUUACACAGACUGACAUCUGAAGUGAUUAAAUAUGAACCUUUGGAUGUUAAAGUGUAUAAAAUAUAAUUUUCCCAAAGUAUAAUAAAAUUAUAACCCUAACAGAUAAUGAAACAGAUAUAAUAAUGAUAAUUAUAAUAACAAUGAUGAGGCUGUCAGUGAUUUUGUUAAUGAUGUAAAAUAUGCCUUCAGAUGAAACUACAUCAGUAUCAUCCAUAAAAUUCUGGUCACCAUCAAAUAAAAUGAAAUGAAAAAAAUUAUGAUCAUGAACAAGAGUGACUAUUAAAAUCUCCACAUGAGAGUUACAGAAGAAAAAUCUUCCAGUCUUUUCUAAAACAAUAAAAUUAGUUUUUAUAAAUAAUAAAAACAGAAUAUUUGAUUGGAUUAUCUUCAUGCUUUUGGCUUCAGUUUGUUUUUACAUUAAAAAUUGGGUUUGAUUUAAUCUAAACUGUACAGAUUUAUAAGUCGGUCUAAAUUUGACUAAAUCUGUUGAAUAGAUUCUUUAUUUUUUUACAACUUGUGUUUCUAUUAGGAUUAACAGACUUAUUUUUACACAUUUUUUUCUUUUAUUUUUUAUUUAUUGCUUUUUUUUACUUUAACUGAUUUUUCAUUCUAAACUGUUUCUAAAUGUUUUUGUAUUUUUUCUGUAUUUCCUUUUUAAAUGUCUUUUUCUGAAAACUGAAGUUAAUUUAAUGCUCAAAAUCUACUUUUAUUGUAUUUACGAUUCAAACAAAAAUGCUUGUAAAAAUGUAAUAUAUAAAUAAGUUGAGAAGAAGAAAACAAUUUAAAUAAAGAAAAUAAAGAAAAACAUAAUGUGUUUCUGUCUUAAUAUUUUAUCAUGAGGAUGAAGCAGAAAAAAAGUCAAAUUUUUGUUUUAUUCUAUUAUAAAAUCCAAAUUCUCACCCACAUUUAUUCAGAUGUUGUUCUUUCCAUUGGAUUUACCCUUCCAACAGUUACUUUUCUUUGUUUUUAUUCUUUUUUUUUUAUUUUAUUCUGAUUGAGUCCCUCAGAAUAAGACCAGAGUCAGAGUGCAACUGUUUAAUUUUAUACUUUUUAAAAAUUUACUGCUGUGUUCAUGAUUUUUGCUCAAAGUCAGUUUCAGUACAUAUAAUUCUCAUCCUACAGUCAACCUGGCUCUGAUCUUUAGGAUUGCGUUGCUUAUUUUAGACGAGUGGUCUUUGAGAUGAGUUGCGUAGGUAAGAAAAGACAAAGAGGUGUUUAAAGUCGGAGCUGUCAGUCAGUCAGCGUGUGCGGCAGCAGCAGAUAUGCGUCCGUUGUAGGUGGUUAUUAGGGCUGAUAAAAACCUGUUUCUAGCAGAUCAACACUUCCUUCCUGCAGCAGAGAGCGAUGAUCUGUGUGGCUUUCUGCUCUAACUGUUAGCUCAGCUUUUUCCCUUUAAUAACACAAUGACAGUUACAACCAUCCACCCUGCUCACAGCUUCAUUCAGGAUAUUCAGUUUGAUCUCAAUGCUCAGAAUUCAGUCUGACCUUUGACCUUUGUUUGGGAUUCAAGGAGAGAAACAUUUCCAACUUUGAACUCAGAGCUGAGGAGCUCAAAACAAGUGAGAAAACAUGCAUCAGCUCUGGUUAUUUAUAAUUGUUUGAUGUUUCUGUUCGUGUAGAUAAGGAUCAGUAUCAUCAGCUUAGAGCUUUACUUUCACACUCGCACUAUUAGAAAAAGUGACAUAUAUAUACUACAGCUCCCUGUUUCACAAAAAUGCAUUAGUAACCCUGAAAAGGUUUAAUGUAUAUGUAAACAUACCCUUCAAUAAAUGUAAUUCUUAUUUUCAACACCUAUGAACUUGCAGUAAAGACAGUGUCCGUACAUUUCAUUAACACGACUCUCACUUUUCUGUACUAGCUGUGCUUCUUAAAAUAAAGCAUGUUGAUAAAUUAAACCAUUAAAUUAAGAGAAUAGGUUUAUUUGUUUUGAUUUAGUUGAAAGUCUUCAUUUGAGAUAUCUUAGUUUUAUGGUAAUAAGGAAGAAGAGGAACAAUGAGUUGAAGAUAUUUAGCUUCAUGGGUGACCUUUUAAAAUGCUGAUGAAAUCUAUAAAUGUGCAAUCAAACAAAAUUUAACAUCAGCCCUGUUUUUUAAGUAUAUAAAUAGGGAACAGUAUCAUCAGCGUAGAGCUUUACUUUCACACUCAGACCAUUAGAAACAGCAGACAGCAUUAAACCUGAUGGUACAAACACACAGGGGUAUGUUAAGUUCAGCUUUAAGUUGAUGUUUGCUCUUUUUUAUCUGACUCAGACGUGGUUUGAAAAUGUUUCUUUAUAUUCAUACAUGUAAACUAAAGUUUUCAUCACACAUAGGUGAAGUAAACAGGGAGCUACUUUAAAUCUAAUGUGACCUAAAGAUUUAAAUUCAGCAUUCAUAUGUUUUUUUUUGUAUUUGGACUUUUUAUGAGAUUUUAUCUGUUUUAGCAGUUUUAUAAUGUAGUAUACUUGUCGAACCAAAAGAUCCUGUAAAAGUAUUAUUUAAUAAAAACUGAAAACAUCAAACUACCUAAAAAAAAAAAAAAAAUUAAAAUACAUGAAGAGCCAUAAAGGACAGAGGACAGUCAGUGUGUUAGUGUGGUAUUAAAUUUUCACAGCACUUAGAAUAUGAAAUAAAAAGAAACUGAAAAUGAAAAUCAACAUUUUCUCUCUAACAUUUUGAUUUAAUUUUGAAAACACAGUACUAUUUCAUUUUUUUUGUAUUUUUUUCUUCAUAUUUCAGGUUUAAUGAAAACUCAGUUUUUAUUUAUUUAUUUUUUUUCAGUUUAUGUUCUCGGUCAUAAACUUGUUGACAGUCAGAGUUUUAUCACUUAUUUCUGAAACGAUCAUGUGUUUCUGUAUUAUUUGCUUUAAAUCCAAAACUAGAUUCACAAAAACAAAAUAAAACUCUUGAAUUUUGAGAGUUUAUUUGAAAAAUUUACACAGUAACAAUGUUGGACAAUUCUGAUCAUGUUUUGAAUAAUUCAAGGAAAAUAAAAAAAAUGGAAAACAAAUGAAAAAAACUUGAAGAAAGCUUACAUUUUUCGGUCCUAUCAAAUUACAGUUAAUCAAGUAGAAAUAAAACAAAAUCUAUUUGACGCCAUAUGAUUUUUACUUUCAUUCUCUUUCUAAGAUGACGUCUUUAAAACUGCAGGAACUUGUAUGAACAUGUCCUAAGCUCUAGAUUUGUAGCUUGUUAGCAGAUCUUGAAAAAAGCGGCGAGCUGCUGAGGUUUGGCGGUGAGAAGCGGUGAGCAGGAAACAAUCAGUCAGCACAUCAGCUGAUGGACGGUGGCUUGUUAGUGAAGAUGGUCAGCAGAGAGAGUCCACAGCAGUACACCAGACUCUUCAGGAUCAGCAGAGAGUACAGGACUGACAGCAGCUUCACCCUGCACUCAAAGGACACUGACACUGAUACACACACACACACACACACACACACACACACACACACACACACACUGUUAUAAGGUCCUAAAGAGGCAGCAGUAUUAGUUUCAAACGGUUUCCUAACCAGUAAAAAACCCUCACAGGAGCUUUAAAGUGAUCGUGUCAUAUUGUGGAUUGAAAUAUCAUGAACAUUAACUUCAUAUUUUCAGAUUAUUUGUUACUCUGUUUUGUAGAAACUUGUUGGAUGUAAAUAUUUGUCAUCUGUCUUUGACUGUGUGUUAAAUCAAGAGUGCAAACUGUCUGCUCCUGUUUCCUUUCUCUGUAUAUAUCUUGUGUUGUGAAAUUGCUUUGCACGUAGAACUGAUUUGAUUUGAAAUAUUUCCUGUGUGUGUUUAUAUUCCCUGUUUUUCCCCUUAUUCUCUCUCCUGUUUUAAAGCAGUGCCUGAACUUCCCUCUGAGGGUUCAGAAAGUUGUCCUGAUUCUUACAGUCGGUCUCUUGCAGGGCUGACGGCUCAGUCGGCUCUCUCUCUAGAGGACAGGAGGUUUCAGGAGCUGCAGGAACAUCUGUCAGAGACAAAGAGUAAAAGAACGGUCAGUCCUCUGCUCCACCAUCUCCAAUCUAAUCAAGCUGAAUUAGACACCCAGCUUUCUGGACCUUGUUCAGUGUGAGCGUCCACGCUGCCCCCCUGGUGCAGCACCGUGCAGAGGUAUCUGUCUGUUCUGUUCUCCCUCUGAGGGAUCAUCAGGAUGGAGACGGUGCGUUCAGACUCUCUGAGCUCCAGCUGCUCUCCGUCAUCAGAGGACAGCUCCUUCAGAGAACCGUCUUCCUCCCGUCUUCUCCAGGAGAUCUGGACCAGAGGAGGAAACAUGUCUGAGGCCACACACAGCAGGGAGCUCUUCCCCUCCAGCUGGGCUCUGGAUGCUGCCGGGUACACACUCACCACGGGCUUCACCACGGGCUUAUCUGACACACACACACACACACACACACACACACACACACACACACACACACACACACACACACUCUAAAGUCUUGAACAACAUUUUCUGACUUUCUAUAACUCACAAAAAUUAAAAUCAUUGAAACAGUUAUAAAACUACAAAUACUAUUUAAUUACAACAAAGCUGAAUCCCAACUUUAUUACUGUUUUCAGUAAACUUUAAAAUACUUUGUCCAUAAUACACACACUUUUUUAUUCUCAGAGAAUUUAAUGGUGAUUUUAGUCCUUACAUUAUCUUCUACAUUUUUAGGUUGUAGGUCUGAGCAUUCAGCUCUUUUUAGAGAAGUGAUUAAUCAUUAUAUCAGUAAUUUAUUUAUUAUUCUACAUUACUGAUACAAAAUUAGAAAACCAUCAAGGCUGCCAAUAAUAUAAAUACAGUAUAAUUUUAUAUAAUAUAGUAUAAUAUACUGAGGAUAAGAUCAUCAAUCCUGUUUGAAUAUAAUAAUUUGUACAAACACUCAGACUCUUCAUACCUCUGUACCAUCCUCCAUGAGUUUGACUGUAAUCUCAUUUUUUAGCUUCAUUUACAGACAAUAAUAAAUAAUAACAUUUCCUUAUAUAUUUAAAUAUAAACGCUUCUAUAGUUUAUCCAUAGAUCUAGAUUCAAUCACAUUUAUUGUAAAUAUUAGUUGAUAAUAUUGAGUAUCUGUCUACUUGUACAAAUAUUCCCACACAAAGGUUUUUGGUGCCUCAUAUUGAUAUAAUUGACAUGAGGUUAAUUUGACUGUCUUAACAUUAUAAAUAAAGAAAUGAUGGUUCUGACUCACAGAGAGGACCAAAUAUAGAGGUGACACUGUCUCAACAUUUCAUAUCAAACUCAGAUUUAUCAGAAAUUCAUCAAUAACUUCAGAUUUGUGGAGAGAUUUUGAGGUUUUAUAAAUCAGUUCAAACAAUAAAGAUAAAGUUUUUGUUCUUACCUGUUACAAACAGUUUAGUCCCAGAGCCGAAGGAGUAGUAGCCUCCUUCCCACAGUGAGAAACAGUGGUACAAAAACCUGAGAGCAGCUGAGUGAGUCAGAUGAUGAACCAGGAUCAUGUUUCAGAUCCAGGAUCACUUUCUCUAAAGUCCACAUCAACAUGACUGUCUCUUCUUUGAGCCACUUUCUGGACUCCAGCAGAUCUGUGGAUCUAUGGACCAUCAAGUUAUUCUUCUUCUUCUUCUUCUCCAUUUAUUCUAAUGAAUGAACCCGAUGCUCUUCUUUCUCAUUAUUCGCCCCCUUUGCUGUAGAUGUACAAACAUGGUGUUCACUUUGAGUCUGGUCCUGAUAGAAGAACACUUCCUAAACCGUUCCCUCUGAGAUCUUCCCUGCUCAGAGUCCAAAAGUACAGGAACCCUGUCAGACACAAAGACCUGCAUGGCCUCGUCAUCCCGAUGAGACCUCAUCUCCAUUGGACUGUGUAAAGUAUUCUCACCUCUUCUUUGGGGCAGCAGAGGAAGGCAGACCUUAGCAGGGCAAAGGUCAGUAAUAAGGGUCGGUGUCUGUUGUGUGGUGAUGGCUCCACCUCACUCCCUGAAGAAAGCUCUGGUAGAUCCAUUCUGCUGAUAGAACCAGAUCAACAUCCACAUGAUCAAGUAGGUGGUGCCCCAUCAGAAGACCUACCAGGUUACCCCUGAUAGGUGCAGCAGUCCUGGGUCAGCCUUGGUUAGCACUAACUCAGCCUAGAGACUCAACCAUGACCGCUCAUUCUCCAGAAACUUCUGCAGACUCAGGAGAGUCUUUUAGGUUAGGCAUUGCUGGUUCACACUUUGGGACCUUCUGUUCAGGAGGAACAUGAUCCCAGAGAACCAAAGAAGGUCUGGAGUCAGAGGGCCUGGAAAGAAGAGGACCAGGGACUUCUGGAUUUGUCAGGUCCAGCCUUGCCCACUCCCCUGCCAUACUGCUUCCAAAGAGGUCCUCAGCUGUGGUCGUGCAGACACAGCUGUAGCUACCCUUCAUUUCCCCAAAACACCAGUCCACAUGUGCUCACCAGGCUGAGGUUCUCAAUCUGGGGUGGCAGACCAUUGUCCUCCAAACAGGGACCAACAGGCCUCACUUAGUCCGUGCUCAUUCUUCAUUUCCAGUUUGUACAGGUCACCAUGACUCCCCUCGUGGUCAUGGUUGGAUGUGAACCGUCGUUACAAUAAAGGUCUCUCUGUACUGGACAGUCUACAAUCCCAGUCAGACCUAAUGGACUCUUCUGGACCAUGACUCCUGGCUGUUGUGUUUGCCAGUUUCUUGGAGUCUGAGGAAGAACUCUUUCACUGAAACUCAAACUGGAAGUGCAGACGGAUCUUUGCCUUUUUUGGACACUACUUCCUGUAUACAAAGCUAGCGCUGGUGGCUAACAGCAGCUAACACUGGCAGAGCUCCCACAGGGAACAUCGACGAACUUUCUAUGAACAUCAGAGAAAGGACGCCUCUCUACUGUCAUUGGUCCACACAGCUAUGGUGGUGGGAUGGACUGCAGCGAUCUGCACAUUCACACAGUCCUGAUCGAUUUGUGUCAUUGAUUGAUUUGAGUCACUCAGUGCGUUUACAUGCACAGUUUAUUUGGACUAAGCUCAUUAUUCGUUUUGUUUGCCGACUCGGACUUCUCUCCUUGUCCCCGUAUACAUGCAGCUGAGAAAAUCAAAUUGUUGACGUGAACGUGUCCUCCUCCUCAAAACUAGGGGGCGAUGUCGGUCUUUUCAGCAGCACGGUUUUCAGACAUUUUUAAAAGAUGUCUCCGUUCCUCGUUUCGCGACCGUCCAUAUACUUUAAAAUGUCCAUUUCUGUCAGGACGGAAAGCAUAAUGGCGCUCUCCUCGUCGUUCCAAAAGUGGACAUUCUUUCGUGUCUCAGCCAUGUUUCAGUUCCUUCUGAGUUGAAAGUUCUUUAAAUGAUUGCGCUGCUUCUUCUCUGGUGUUUUUACACUGUGGUUACGGAGGUGUGGCCCAGCCUCACAUGCAUUGUCCGAUCAUACUCCGACUACGCUGGUUACAUAGUAGAGAAAAUCAAAUUCCAAUCGCAUUAUCUGGGUGUCUUAAUCGGAGUUCUCCGAUUAUAAUCGUAGUUCUCAAACUCUGAUUAUAGUCGGACUAAGGUGUUUACUUGCACUUCAGUUGUCCGGUCUUAAUCGGAAUAAGGCGAUAAUUCGGUUUUCUCGAGUGUCAUAUAAACGUACUGACAGUUUCACUGAAGGCUUCAUCUCCUUUUCUUUCAGACAGGUAACUGUCAGCUUCUUUCACUUUGUUCUUUACUUUGUGAAACAACAAUAAACCUGCAAAUACAGUUUUGAUUAAAAAAAAAUAUAUAAUAACUAAAUGAAAUCAAAGAUCUAUAAUAACACCCUGACAGCAGUGAAUACAGGAGUCUCUCAGUUCAGUGUGUCUGUGACUCUGUCUGUGGUUUUCUCUUCAUCUCUUGGUUUUUGUUCAGCCUGCUCUCUUCAUUUCUCACAGUGGGUCUUAACUUUCAAACAGGAGCAGUAGUAGGUGGCUGAAUGAGAGACGUUAACUGUCUGGAUCUGCAACUCACAGCUGUUCUGAAUUUUUACAGCUGAGAAAUCAUCUUUCUGAGGAUGAUUAUAGCCUUUAUAUAUUAGACCACUACUCCUGUGUAUAUCAAGAAUCACUCUGAAUGUGUCUGAGUCUUUCUUCUGGAACCAGAAUACCAAGCUAUCAUCACAUCGGUCAGUUUGAUCACAGCUGAAGGAGACUUGUUCUCCUUCUCUCCUAGUCAGAGUUAAAUCCUCCUGGAUCAGAUCUUCUGCUGUUGAAAGCAAAGCUGCAGACACACACACACACACACACACACACACACAGAUGAAGUAGGUGAGUGAGACGGUGUUUGGUAAAGGUCGAGUUUGCUGGCUCCUGAUUGGCUGAUUGAAACACUCACCUGAACACAGACAGUACAGGGCAGCAGCUGGGAGGAGAAGCAUUUUGUGUGUCGGUGUUUCCUCUGGUGAUCCUGAGGAGAAGUGACGCUCUGAGAUCAGACGAGGACACCUGCUUUCUAACAGGUCCUCCGACAGAUCUCCCAUCAGCCCCUGCAGUGAAAUGAUUGACAGCUGGGUGAAGUUGUGGUGUGGUUUCAGCUCAGUUUGAGGUUUUAAGGGAGGAGAUACCUUCAGACAUGUAAAUGCUAAUGACAGAUUUGAUAGUUUGUAAUUAAUUCAUAUUCAGAAAAGAGAUUGUUGGUGGUAGAAAAAGAGAAACAAGAUUAAGAAAUGUGGAAAUGUGUAUUACUAAGAAACCAAAUUUAUUUAUGUAAUCUGUUAAGUGUUUAAAGAGGUCGAAGUCUAUAUCACAGUAUAAAGGACGUGUUAUUAUCAGUGUUGUUUUUUACAGUCUAUACCUUUCUGUUUGUCUUUGUAAGGAAUUUUGAAACCACUAAAAUUAUUUUUGGGGAAUUUAAGGAGUUAAUUUAUGAAUGUUUAUAAAUAUAUCUCUUUUUAUUUUUUAUAAAUCUGUGUUCAAGUUAAAGUUGCAUUAUAAAAGAAAAAGAUUCGCCCUCGGGUGCUUCAUAGAAACAGACACAGGUUGUGCACAUGCCAGCAUAAAAACAAACAAUACAUUUUUAUCAGACAAUAUUAAAAUAGAAACAUAUUUACACAGAUUUUAUUUGGUUAAAACAAGAGAAUAAAAUAGUUAUUAUGGUGUGUUUGUAAAGCAUUAACAGAGUUUGCUUUUCUUCAGCACUGAUUUAGAUUGAAUUUGACUCACUGCCUGACUACAUGUCCAGACUAACAAAGUGAAUUCACUCUUUUUUUACUUCUUCAUACUCGGCACAGUCUCAGGACAUUAAAUUCGAUAAAGGUCAUUUCUCAUCGUGUUGUUCUCUACCAUCCUGGAAUCGUACUCUGUUUAUGACCGAGCUUCUCUCUUUUUGUUCUGCUCUGAGAUUAAACCCUUAACACUGCUGCCCUCUAGUGGCUGAACCAUCACACAGCAUCAUCACUUAAGGUUUUACACAGCUCUUUCUGCUGUGCACUGUGAGGGACAUUUUCACUCCUACAAGGAUCAGAUAAGACAGCAAACAGAAAGUAAAUAAAAUGUAUCGUGGGAAAGUAGGCAAAGGUCUUGGAAACAUGACAGUAAAAGGACAUGGUCCCCAUUUGGUGGGUAUGGGGGCAAAUGUCCCCAUAAGUCUGGAUAACCAACACUUUAAGGGGACAGGCAGAGUAUCUCUCAACAAGAAAGAGAGAAAGAGAGCAGCAUUAGAGGGGGACAACACAAACUAAUCCUGCCUGAGAAGUUUUGUGAAUAGAGGAUAGGAGAAGCAGAGCAUGGCCGGAACACCAAAACCUAAAGUAUCUGCUUCAAAAGUCUGUUCUGCUCUAGACCAGACCCACCUGGAGAAGUUUAGACGUAACUGGACCAGCUUAAAGCGUUACAACUGACUGGACCAAAUUAAAAGACAAGCACCACCUAAGGGACUAGACCUGAGCGAGGUGCAACAAGACUGGACUGAGCCUGAGGGCCAUGACUGUAGGCCGUAUAUAGAAUGGACGCCAUCUGCCUCCUCAAUGGGUGAAGCCACCCCGAGAACAGCACCCCCUGGUGACGGGCUGUAGUAUAGGUCAUAAAUCCCACCUCUGCCAGCCAUCCUUAUAGACGGAUUUCCUGUGUACAAACAAUACUUGGUGCGCACACAACCAGGGGGCAAAAGACUGCUUUGGAGUGAACUGAUAUCAAUAAAGAUGCCGAAUUGUUUGCAAGUUCUCCCCGACACAACUGCAACAAAAUGUCAUUUCAUUGAAAAAUAGCUUUGUCUUGAAAAGCACUUGCUGAAAUGUCCAUGAGUUUCACUCAAUUUACCAGGUUGUGACGUUGUUUUAGAUGUUUCUAUUAUGAGGAGCAGGGUCGUAAUGUUGGCCGAUUGUUUGUUUUGCCGAUUCGUGUAGUUUACAGCACAACAGCUCCUUGUCGUUUUCUUUCUCCGUUGAUUCGGCUAGUAAACAAAUAAGGCUAUGUUCACAUUACAGGUCAAUUCCAAUUUUUUAACCAUAUCUGACACAAAUCUGAUUUUUUCAUGUUAGUGUGAACAGUGCAAUUCUGAUUUUUUCUAUCCGACCCAGGCCUCUUUUGUACGUGGAAAUAAAUCGGAUAUGUGAACGACUGCACAAAAAGAUUCGAUUUAACAAAGAAUCUGAAUUGUGCAUCAUAACCUGCAGUGUGAACGUAGCCUAAGAAAUGUCCCGCUUUCUACCUCUGGCUGCGCGCUCAUACCUGCGAUGACGUUGCAAAGAAACCUGUCUUUAGAAAUUUAUGACAAAGAAUAUUUCUCCUUCCUGGUUGUGAUGUUGACAUAUAGUUACUGUCAGACUGGUUUGUGCUCAAGUCCUCUUUUUUCUGUGCAGCUCCAUUUUUAAAAGUUAUUAGGGGGUUCAUGUUUUCUAUGAUUGACACUUGAUACAGCCUAUGGGCGUACAAAGAUUGUGUAGCUCACCUGGGGGAUACGCUGUUUGAGCCGAGCGUCAUCACAGCGACCUUACAGCUGAAUGCGUACAACGCUACUGCGCAAUGUUGGUUUCAAGAAGUGGAGAAAAAACACAGAAUUACCGAGAGCUUUUCGGCUUCAACUGGCAUAAGACAGGACCAAGUUGUCCGAAGUAUAUACAGUCUAUGGUCAUGGCAUGAACCUGACCCACUGAAAGGACCUUCAACAUGAACUGGACACACCAUGGAUGAUGAAACUUGGUUAAUUGAGUCAAAGUGUGGUUUAAAAUUUGAUCCAAUAUGAGUCAAAGUUGAUCAGAUAUAACUUGAUGCAGAUUGAAGCAGUGAGACACUGCAGCCAACAGGGGGCAGCAUCGUCGAUAUAAUGGCUGCUUGUACAAAGAGGUACAGACUUGAAACUUCAUCAGGGAGAGUGAUGUGAAACUAAUCAGUCAUUUUUAAGCAUGCUAUUUAGAUUGUUUUAUAGUUAUUACAUUUAGUUUAACGAAUAUGUAUGACAAAUGAUGUUCAUACUUUAAUAAGUCUCAUUAUUAUUAUUAAUAUGAUUAUUAUCAUUAUUAUUAUUACUUUUUAAAAAAUUACUGUUAUUAUGCAUAUUUUUAUAUUAUUAUUAUUAUUAUUAUUGUUAUUAUUAUUAUUAUUACUAUCAUUAUUAUUAUUAUUAUUAUUAUUAUUAUUAUUAAUGAUGAUGACACACCACUAACUUCCCAUUAAUACUGAACAUUACACACAGGUCUGAUACGUUCUCUUUUUACUAUUUGAAUUAAAUUUAUCCUCAAUAUGGUUUUCAAACUAUACACACUUUAAUUAUUUCACACCCUGUCACACUCUUCUGGGUUUGGAGUUAUUCAUUUUUUUGACCUGAUCAAAGUUUUCUUUCAUUUUCUGACUGUUGCCCAACCUCAUCCAAAUCUUAUUACUCUUUUUUUCAGAAUAACAAACUUUCUCACGACUGCUCAGUCAAUGUUCGUUUUAUCACGACUUUAGUUCUCAUGAAAAUUCAACCGUACACGAUUGUUUUUAUCACUUCCUGUUUUUACCCACAUCAACCAGUCAGAGCGUCUGCUGUUACAGAGGUUUCCUGUCAUGCUGCGGUCUUAUCAGUUCACUGCAAGGGCUGAUGGGAGAUCUGUCGGAGGACCUGUUAGAAAGCAGGUGUCCUCGUCUGAUCUCAGAGCGUCACUUCUCCUCCGACACACAAAAUGCUUCUCCUCUCAGCUGCUGCCCUGUACUGUCUGUAUUCAGGUGAGUGUUUCAAUCAGCCAAUCAGGAGCCAGCAAACUCGACCUUUACCAAACACCGUCUCACUCACCUGCUUCACCUGUGUGUGUGUGUGUGUGCGUGCGUGCGUGCGUGCGUGCGUGCGUGCGUGCGUGUGCAGCUCUGCUUUCAACAGCAGAAGAUCUGAUCCAGGAGGAUUUAACUCUGACCAGGAGAGAAGGAGAACAAGUCUCCUUCAGCUGUGAUCAAACUGACCGAUGUUCUAGUGACUGGGUAUACUGGAACCAGAAGAAAGACUCAGACACAUUCAGAAGGAUUCUUCGUAUAAGCAGGAGUAGGGGUGAAAUCAAUAAAGGCUACAAUCAUCCUCAGAAAGAUGAUUUCUCAGCUGUAAAAAUUCAGAACAGCUGUGAGUUGCAGAUCCAGACAGUUAACGUCUCUCAUUCAGCCACCUACUACUGCUCCUGUGGGAAAAGGGAGACCCACAGUGAGAAAUGAGGAGAGCAGGCUGAACAAAAACCAAGAGAUGAAGAGAAAACCACAGACAGAGUCACAGACACACUGAACUGAGAGACUCCUGUAUUCACUGCUGUCAGGGUGUUAUUAUAGAUCUUUGAUUUCAUUUAGUUAUUAUAUAUAUUUUUUUAAUCAAAACUGUAUUUGCAGGUUUAUUGUUGUUCCACAAAGUAAAGAACAACGUGAAAGAAGCUGACAGUUACCCGUCUGAAAGAAAAGGAGAUGAAGCCUUCAGUGAAACUGUCAGUACGUUUCCAUGACACUUGAGAAAACCAAAUCAUCGGCUUAUUCCGAUUAAGACCGGACAACUGAAGUGCAUUUAAACACCUUAGUCCGACUAUAAUCGGAGUUUGAGAACUCCAAUUCAGACACCCAGAUAAUGCAAUUGGAAUUUGAUUUUCUCUACCAUGUAACCAGCAUAGUCGGUUACAUGGUAGCCCCCCCCCCCCCCCCCACCACGCACACACACACACACACACACACACACACACACACACACACAAAAACACAAAAAGAGAUAGAAUCUUGAACAGAUAGUUUUGUAUUAUUAUGUAGUAUUUUUAUGAUUAUAACAACAAAAAUAAAAUAUUUCUCAAUUGCAGAAUUGCAGAAAUCCUUCAAUAGAAAAAAACACAAUCCUGAGGGCCAUUUUGACAACAAGAGUUAAUACAAAACCGCUUUGGGGUUAAGAAUUAUUCUUAUUAUCUUUUAUUUUAUUUUUUGGGAAGUGCUCGUGCUGCCCCCCAUGAGUCAUGACACAAAUGCUGCCCCGGGCGGCUGCCCUGUUCGCCCGUGCCUAGAACCGCUACUGGUAGUCGGAGUAUGAUCUGACAAUGCAUGUGUGCAUCCGCCACGCCCCCGUGACAAAAACACCAAAGAAGAAGUGGCGCUAUCAUUUUAAUAACUUUCAACUCAGAAGCAACGAAAGAACGUCCACUUUCAGAACGACGAGAAGAGCGCCAUUAUUCUUCCCGUCCUGUCAGAAAUGGACAUUUUAAAGUAUAUGGACGGUCACAAAACGACUUCCUGAGCUUCUUCAAUGAUAAAAUCUUAAAAAUAAGAGGUAAAAUUAGUAACCUAUUGACUCCAUCAAGUGUCUCUCUCUCAGAUAACCCUAAAAAUGUUGAGGAGCCCCUAAGGCCUCUGGUGCACCUUAGUAAUUUUGUACCUAUUGACCUUCCUGAGUUAAAGUCAGUGGUGCUAGCAGCCAAACCAUCGACGUGUCUCUUAGACCCAAUUCCAUCAAAAUUGCUGAAGGAAACUCUUCCUUUGAUUAGUACGUCCCUGCUCAAAUUGAUUAACACGUCUUUAUUAACAGGAUAUGUUCCCCAGUCUUUCAAGACUGCAUUGAUUAAGCCUCUCCUUAAAAAACCUACUCUGGACUCAAGCUCCCUAGCUAACUAUAGACCAAUAUCCAACCUUCCUUUUAUUUCUAAAAUCCUAGAGAAAGUUGUUGCGAAUCAACUCUGUGAUUUUCUCCAUAACAACGGUUUAUUAGAGGAUUUCCAGUCUGGGUUUAGAACCCAUCACAGCACAGAGACUGCUCUGCUAAAGGUGUCAAAUGACCUACUCAUGGCCUCAGACAAUGGUUUUCUCUCUUUUCUAGUCCUGUUAGAUCUUAGUGCAGCAUUUGACACAAUUGACCACUCCAUCCUGCUUCAGAGACUAGAACAAUCUAUAGGCAUAGCAGGAUCAGCUCUCUCCUGGUUUAAAUCGUACCUAACAGAUCGAUCCCAGUUUGUCAAUGUAAAUAAUGAAUCCUCUGCACACACCAAGGUCUGCUACGGUGUGCCGCAAGGGUCAGUGCUCGGUCCAAUCCUAUUCACCCUGUACAUGAUUCCGCUGGGUAAAAUUAUGAGGAAGUACUUCAUUAAUUUCCACUGUUAUGCAGAUGACACCCAGCUAUAUGUAGCAAUCAAGACAACCCUGGAUGUGAAACCCACACAUUCCUUACAGGAAAGUUUCCUUAUCUGGUCCCAGGAAACAGGAUAUAAAUCUUUCCAGACGUGUUUGCACUUUCAGGUUAAAUAAGUGACCCAACCAUAGGUUGACUAAACCUCUGACUCUUCAGGAUUGGUCAGUUCGGCGAACAGAGACAGAGUUUUUAUUACCUUUCAAACUGACUCCAUUACUGACCAUCUAAAUAAACAUUAACGUCUCAACCCAGAUCUCCCAUUUGAGAUUUAGCGUCUUAAAGUGUGUGAACAUACGGACCCCAGGAUAAGGGGGGACACUGACCUCCAGACCUCGGUCGUAAAACCCUGCUCGACCAUACACUGAUAAAGACUGCAUUCCUUUGGUGAAAGAAUACAAAUGACUGAUCAUGACAUCUUAUGCAUUCAGCAAUGUACUAAUCUGUCUAAUCAUGAAAUUUGUGUUAAAAUGAGAUGUUUCCCGUUUUUCUAUGUGCUUCAGAAGCCAAGUUAUCUUAUCUGACAGAAUAAAUCCUUAUUCUUUAGUUCUUUAGACCAACAGCUUUUCAGACUGUUUCAUGAACUUUUAAGAGUUAAAUUUAUUGACUAUGAAUCCUAAGUUUACUCUAAGUAACAGAAAUAGUUUAGAAAUGUUUGGUUUAUAUUUUAGUUAUUUAUUUAGUAUCUUAACCAUUAGGUGGUUAUAAUGUCACUGAAUAAUCUGAAUGUGAGUAUUUAGAAUCCAUUAUUAAUCAUGAUGACGUUCAUUCACAUGUGUUUACUCUUUUGUUGUUCACAUUUUCUAUGUGUUACUAUCUGUUUCAUUUCAGAGUAAUUUAGCAUGUUCAAUGUGAUACUUAAAACAUAAUGAGAAUGUUUGAUGUGAUCCUACACUUCAUUCAUAUGUGUUUAGUAUCAAAUUAUUUAUCAUGAAACCAAGCAUUCAAUGAUAUUAAUCAUAGUGAGUGAGUAUCAGAUCUGACUCUUUUACCAGCCAAAAGAAUAAGUUAGAUCAAAUAAUCAGAGACCCGAUGACCCCUCCUUUUUCUCCUCAGACACUCCCAGUGUGAGAAGAUAAAACCAGUGGAGUGGGGUUGCUCACUCUCUUGUCUCUUACUCUCUUAUGCUCCUCUUAUCUCUCUUAUGCUUCUGCUCUUCUGCGGACUCUCUUGUCCCCGGCUCUUAUGCCCCUUCUCUUCUGCCCACACCCUUCUGUGGUGCGUUUCUUUGUUUUCUCUUAGAACUUUUUCUUGGUCUACUAAGUUUUACGCCACGUGUUGAUUCACGUUGAUUUUUCUUUAACAUCGUCUUAGUUCAAAUUUUGAAACUUCAACUUUUUGUGCACAUAGCAAUUCAAGAUUAAGCCUUUGAUUGAUUUUCCUUUAAUUUCGCGAAGCCAUUUUUGAAAGUUUUCUCUGCUCUUUGAGCCUAGUUUUUCUGAGUUUUCUGCGUGAUUCAAAGUCACCUCUGAACGCAACCCAGCAGGCCCAGGUCAUCCUCUGUGCCAGAGUUUUUAAGUGAGACCAAAGAAGUACCCAAACGAGCAUCCACAGGAUCCACAGGCGCUGGCUUUGCUUCGGGCCCGAGUGCUGCAACUCCUGGCUCAUCCUUCGGCUGACUUCAGUCGUCUUCUGAGCUGAACCGCUCGAACCGCCAGUAGCCCCGGACCUUCGGAACCUGCUCCAUCUUCUCCAAGGACCAGUCUCACUUAAGUAUGCAAACCUCCAGAGCUCUAAAGAGGGCUGGUGCUGUCUCACGCGUUCAUAACUCAGAUAUCCACCUAUUUCUGGUGAUCUUAGAUUCCUCCAAAUCCACAUCCGAGUUUAUCUCGACACCAAAGUUAGUGUAGGUUAAUAUGUUAGCGCAUAUUCACUCACUAUCAUUAACUUUAGUGCUCCUAGCCUGACUCAGAAUCUUUAUUUAUUCACCUAUUAUUAUUUUAUCCUCAUUAUCUUAUCAUCAUUUAUUGCAUGUGUGUUGUACCAUCAUUUAUCCUGUAAUAAACAGAUCAUUAUUUUUCUAAGUUCCUGUCUGUUAGUGUUCUUCCAGAAGUGGAGUCCCUGAAAUUAGAAUUUCGACUUAAGAUAUGAGACUGAUUAAUUAAGACUGAUUAAUUAAGACUGAUUAAUUAAAACUGACUUGAUGUUUGAUUUCUGAAUUAAACUUUUGUUUUCUUUAUUUUCCCACCAUUAAGGGUGGGUGGUGCCCCUUUCAACGAGUGCAUAAAUGUCAUAAUUUGAGAUUAUUAAUCUUCAGACAUUUAUUAUAAAUUCCAAUCGCCAAGUAUUAUUUUGGUGCGGCCUUGUGAGGCUCAUUUCAAAUCGCUACAUAUAUUUUGGUGCGACCGUAUGAGGCUCAUUUCAAAUCACUACAUAUAUUUUGGAGCCCCUGCGUGAGGCGUUUCAAACAAAACUUCUGGAUACUAACAGACAACCUAAAACUUAGCCUUCCAAAUUGAUGAGAGAAACUUAUUCCCAGGCUGUUUUAGACUUAAUCACUAUCAAUGCUAUGCUUGCUGAAGUUGCUUGACUAAGUUCUGAUGUUUUCCUGAUCUAUGCAUAAAACCUUUAUGCUCUGUGUUUCACACACUUUUGUACUACAUGCCUGUAGUCUGUGUUUGAGCUGGACAGCGUGAAAUGUUGUUCUGAGUAGCAGUGAGACUGACUCUUCUACUCUGUCUAGACUGUCCAAUAUUUAAGUGCACGAUUGUUGCGUCGCCGUACGCUUGUAUUUAAGGCCUUUGGCUGAACCCAGUGUUCGCGAUGCUCCGAGCUGUGGUUUCAAGCCCCUGAAGUCUCUGUAGUCUGCUACGAGGUUCUAGUAACUAUAUGGGAUUCAGAUUUCCUCCUUUCCCCUGACAGAUUAGCUACCUGUCACAGGAAACCACUGUAACAGUGGGAGGUUGUUGUUUGAUUGAAUUCAGACAAAAUUUGUGAUCACAAAUCGCCGCAUUUGUGAUUUUAAAGUCUGCAGUUGAAUCUGCUGUUGAGGGAUUUGUCACUUUGAUUCUUGUCUCUAUAGUCUGCUACGAAGUUCUAGUAACUAUAUGGGAUUCAGAUUUCCUCCUUUCCCCUGACAGAUUAACUACCUGUCACAGGAAACCACUGUAACAGUGGGAGGUUGUUGUUUGAUUGAAUUCAGACAAAAUUUGUGUCCACAAAUCACCGCAUUUGUGAUUUUAAAGUCUGCAGUUGAAUCUGCUGUUUAAGGAUUUGCCACUUUGAUUCUUGUUUCUGUAAAUGAUUUUAUUGAACCAAUCUGCCUGAGCAGAUGGUGUAAAGUUCUAUGUUUGAGGGUGCAGACGCAGCCUGCUGUGAAAUGUUAACCCUUUGUUGUCAGUGGAGAGACUGACCAUGUGGCCUUAAGCAGAUAAGGCCCUUCAAGGAGGCAGAGCCUAAAGGCCCCUUCCUGCAGACUUCCCAACUCCUCACAGCCACAAGAGGCUAGUUGGAUGACUGUUUCCUCUUUUCUUCUUCUUCUCCACUAGUGUUGAGCUUGUGCAGUUCUCCCAACUCCAUACUGCCCCACAUGGUUGCUUUUGGUAUUGAGCUAACACUUAUCUGCCUGCAGUAUCAGCCAGCUGUACUGCCUCUCUGUAGUCAGUGCGUAACACUCUACAGACAUAAUUCAAGUGAUUGACUUGGUUGAUGAAGUUUGAUGUGCUUAUUCUAAAUCAUUGAUCAUUGAUUUUUGAUUUUUAUCUUUGUUAUAAGAGCCUCCAUAAUGUAUUGAUAAAGUAACUCCUUGAAUCAAUCACCUGAUCUUGUUGUUACUUAUCACAUCAUUGAGCAGUUUUACUGUUCCCUAUAAUACAUGAAUGUAUUAACCCUACUCAUAAGAUUAAUUAAUUAACGAACAAAUUAAUUAAUAUUUCAAAUUUCUUUUAACAUUCCAGAUAGAUUUGGUAUUCGAACCUUUGGAUUUAUUGCAAUUUGUGAAUUAACUUCAGAGUUAAUUCCUUAAAUUGACAAUUUCAUCGAUUUUGCCAAUUCAUCCAACUGCACCAGGCAGUUUAUUUAAGCUUUGCUGAUCUCUGCAACACAGAGACAAACUGAACCCUUUAUUCAAUGGUUCUGUAUCUGAUGUUAAAUUUAAUUUAACAUUAUUUCACCUUUUGUUUUCAAUUUUCAUUGAAAUGAAUUUAACUUUAUGUUAUUUUUCUCUCCAUUAGAGAUCUACUCAGAUAGGCUCUUUCUCUUUAUCAAGCACUGAUAAAUUAAGUCGAUUAACCCACUUAAUUUGAUAUUUUGCUUCUUCCUUUCAUUUUAAGUCAACUCAAACUCAUCAACCAACCACCUGCACCUCUUUACCAAAACCAAACAUGCCUAACACAAAAGAGUCCAGCCAGGGAGAUCCCCUGAGGGACAUACACACAGUGUUGGCAAACUUGACUAGUCAGCUGAUACCUCAGUAUAUGACUAAGAUUCAAAAGGCCAAACCCUCCAAUCCGGAGGAUGCAAUGGCUGACUUACUGGAAACAGCUUUAACCACGACACUUCGUGACAAAGAGCUCAUUAGAUGCAUGUCUGUCGUGAUGUCUUCUCAGUUUGAGUAUAAAGACUACUUGCUGGAAUGCGCUUUAGCAAAGAUAAAGGCGCAAAAAGACGAAAACAGCGCUCUGAAAAAGACGCUAGAAGAGACUAAGAAGUCUCUAAGUGUUUUAGAAAAACACAGUGCCAGAUGUGAAGCGUCAAAGCUUCCCUCACUGAUAAGUCAUGAAGAAAAUCUUGAUCUCAAAGACAAGAUUGAAAGACUUAAUGAAACCCUUUACAAAAAGGAGAAAGAACUUGAUGACACGAAUAAGCAGCUUGCUAAGACCACAGAGGAUCUGAUACAGUCAGAAUCCCUGCUAGAGCAAGCAACAGAAGAUGUAAAAGCUUUGAAAGCACUGGUCAAAGUGCGUGCUGAAGCUCUUGAAGUUAAGGAGAAGCAAACUUCUACCUUACAGCACCAGCUCCAGAUAGCUCAAAGACAGUUAAUUCUUUGUCAAGAACGGCAAGAAAAGACAGACAAAGAACUUGAAGAUGCCCAAAGAGAGUUACGAUGCUCCCUCCAGUCAGGUCGAGCCCAAAGAGAACGCAUGAAGCAAACUUUUCUCGAAGAAAUGAUAGAUGAUCAGCCUCCUGAGAGAGCGCCAUCACUUCCUUCCAAACCAACUCUUAAGUAUCUCUCUCAGCAUCAUGACAGGACCCUGCUUGACCCUGAGAGGUCAUCCUUAAGCCAAAAGUCCUACUCUCCUCCUCAUGAUGGUUUCUUACCAUCUCCCUCAGACAGGGAUCUUGACAAAAUUGCUCGCAACAUAGCACGCUUUGAACCUGAGCACCAAGCUGCUAUUGACACCUGCACCUACCUGAAAGACAUUGACUUUUACCUGAGGAAAUUUCCAGGUGCAACCGUUGAUGACAAAAUCUACCUUAUUAAGGCGACGUCAAGUCGAGAGGUUAGCAGUUUCCUUGAACGACAGCCUUAUCAUGUCAGAAAUAAUUAUGACUUGCUCUGCCAAGCAUUAAUCGAAGAGUUUUCUGAUCAUUUGACCCAGACAGGCCUUUCUGCUGCUCUGUCUAUUAAACAAGGGAGAUCAGAAUCUCCCCAACAGUAUUACAACCGCUUAUGCGAAGCUUACUUUGGUUUCCGAAAUGAACCAGAAAUGGAGGAGGACUUGAACUUCAAAACGCUGUUUGUCCAGAACCUCCACCCUACCACCAGUCAUCACCUUGGCGUCUUAGUUUGUUCAAACACUUCGACUAGCCGACAGCUUCGUGAACUUGCUGUAAAAGGUUUUGCCAAACAACGACAAACUUUGGCUAAGAAAGCAGAGCCCGUUACUCUCUUGGCUAGGGAGACAAAAUCACUGCCCAUGGAGCUGAACGAAGCUUCAGACUGUGUAUUUUCAGGCUCCAAUAAGCCUCCAAAUGAGUGGUUAACCAGGCCUCCAAAACCUUUUCGACCUCAACAAACUCACAAAGGUCAAAGUUACACACCAAGGCCCAGGUCUGACUCAGACCAAUGCCAGGUAAACUUUGAGACCAACUGUUGUUAUUCAGACUCCCGUCAUGGUGGGUUUUAUCCCAGACAAAGGCAAAACCAUCAACACCGCCAAAGGGGGGUGAAUGACUGGCAGAAUCAGAGUAAAUCACACUCUCAGAAACGACGAUCUUAUUAUCCACCUCAAUCGGUUUCAUCCACUUCGAAGGUGAAUAAACAUGACAACUCAGCUAACCACUGAGAUUAACACUGCGGAGUCAUGAAGGUGUGAGUCCUGCGAAAGCAGAAGUCACCCAGCCAAAGCUGAAUGACUCCAAUAAGAUAUCCAAAUGCUGUGGUGAUACAUUGAUGACUGCAAUCCCAGUUGCUGCUUUCUUUGUUAGCAUUUGUCUCUCCUCUGUCAAUAUGGUCAGCUUGUCAGCUGUCAAAUAUCCCAUGAACAGAUUAAAAACUGAAAUUUCUGUCAUUAAGACUCAGAUUGACAAAUUUCAGACUCAACAGCAGAUAAUUAGUCAAACCGAUAAGAGCAUCAUCCCCAAGUUUAACAGACAAAGUUUAAGAGAAACUCUGUGCAGUAAACUUUUGAUGUUUGUGAUUCAGGUUGACUAUGCUCAUACACAGAUGGUUAAUAUGUCUAUAGCAGACAUUUCUUUUCCACCUAAGUUUUAACCAUUUUUGAAACUGAAAUUGAACUUUCAGACUUCUCCAGCAAGCAUGAAAAACAGCUAUAGCUUUAGAUCCAGUUAGCAUUCAGACUAAAGAGUGCUUUUCUAAAUCUCAUUAAUAAUAAAAAUUAGGAGAUUUUCUUUCACAUUAGUCUACCAAUAGUUAACUGAGAAAAGUCUAACAACUAGACGAUUUUAUUUGAUAGCUUAAUGCAUGCUUAAUUUUAUCUCAAAGCAGUACUAGUGAUUCACAUAGUGAUGACGAGACGCAUCAGUCCUAUUUGCAUACACCUGCUGCUGCUUCAUGGUUGUCUACUCGUCGUCCCGAUGCUCCAUGGACAGGACCACCGUGACGAAGGGGGGACUGUAGCAAUCAAGACAACCCUGGAUGUGAAACCCACACAUUCCUUACAGGAAAGUUUCCUUAUCUGGUCCCAGGAAACAGGAUAUAAAUCUUUCCAGACGUGUUUGCACUUUCAGGUUAAAUAAGUGACCCAACCAUAGGUUGACUAAACCUCUGACUCUUCAGGAUUGGUCAGUUCGGCGAACAGAGACAGAGUUUUUAUUACCUUUCAAACUGACUCCAUUACUGACCAUCUAAAUAAACAUUAACGUCUCAACCCAGAUCUCCCAUUUGAGAUUUAGCGUCUUAAAGUGUGUGAACAUACGGACCCCAGGAUAAGGGGGGACACUGACCUCCAGACCUCGGUCGUAAAACCCUGCUCGACCAUACACUGAUAAAGACUGCAUUCCUUUGGUGAAAGAAUACAAAUGACUGAUCAUGACAUCUUAUGCAUUCAGCAAUGUACUAAUCUGUCUAAUCAUGAAAUUUGUGUUAAAAUGAGAUGUUUCCCGUUUUUCUAUGUGCUUCAGAAGCCAAGUUAUCUUAUCUGACAGAAUAAAUCCUUAUUCUUUAGUUCUUUAGACCAACAGCUUUUCAGACUGUUUCAUGAACUUUUAAGAGUUAAAUUUAUUGACUAUGAAUCCUAAGUUUACUCUAAGUAACAGAAAUAGUUUAGAAAUGUUUGGUUUAUAUUUUAGUUAUUUAUUUAGUAUCUUAACCAUUAGGUGGUUAUAAUGUCACUGAAUAAUCUGAAUGUGAGUAUUUAGAAUCCAUUAUUAAUCAUGAUGACGUUCAUUCACAUGUGUUUACUCUUUUGUUGUUCACAUUUUCUAUGUGUUACUAUCUGUUUCAUUUCAGAGUAAUUUAGCAUGUUCAAUGUGAUACUUAAAACAUAAUGAGAAUGUUUGAUGUGAUCCUACACUUCAUUCAUAUGUGUUUAGUAUCAAAUUAUUUAUCAUGAAACCAAGCAUUCAAUGAUAUUAAUCAUAGUGAGUGAGUAUCAGAUCUGACUCUUUUACCAGCCAAAAGAAUAAGUUAGAUCAAAUAAUCAGAGACCCGAUGACCCCUCCUUUUUCUCCUCAGACACUCCCAGUGUGAGAAGAUAAAACCAGUGGAGUGGGGUUGCUCACUCUCUUGUCUCUUACUCUCUUAUGCUCCUCUUAUCUCUCUUAUGCUUCUGCUCUUCUGCGGACUCUCUUGUCCCCGGCUCUUAUGCCCCUUCUCUUCUGCCCACACCCUUCUGUGGUGCGUUUCUUUGUUUUCUCUUAGAACUUUUUCUUGGUCUACUAAGUUUUACGCCACGUGUUGAUUCACGUUGAUUUUUCUUUAACAUCGUCUUAGUUCAAAUUUUGAAACUUCAACUUUUUGUGCACAUAGCAAUUCAAGAUUAAGCCUUUGAUUGAUUUUCCUUUAAUUUCGCGAAGCCAUUUUUGAAAGUUUUCUCUGCUCUUUGAGCCUAGUUUUUCUGAGUUUUCUGCGUGAUUCAAAGUCACCUCUGAACGCAACCCAGCAGGCCCAGGUCAUCCUCUGUGCCAGAGUUUUUAAGUGAGACCAAAGAAGUACCCAAACGAGCAUCCACAGGAUCCACAGGCGCUGGCUUUGCUUCGGGCCCGAGUGCUGCAACUCCUGGCUCAUCCUUCGGCUGACUUCAGUCGUCUUCUGAGCUGAACCGCUCGAACCGCCAGUAGCCCCGGACCUUCGGAACCUGCUCCAUCUUCUCCAAGGACCAGUCUCACUUAAGUAUGCAAACCUCCAGAGCUCUAAAGAGGGCUGGUGCUGUCUCACGCGUUCAUAACUCAGAUAUCCACCUAUUUCUGGUGAUCUUAGAUUCCUCCAAAUCCACAUCCGAGUUUAUCUCGACACCAAAGUUAGUGUAGGUUAAUAUGUUAGCGCAUAUUCACUCACUAUCAUUAACUUUAGUGCUCCUAGCCUGACUCAGAAUCUUUAUUUAUUCACCUAUUAUUAUUUUAUCCUCAUUAUCUUAUCAUCAUUUAUUGCAUGUGUGUUGUACCAUCAUUUAUCCUGUAAUAAACAGAUCAUUAUUUUUCUAAGUUCCUGUCUGUUAGUGUUCUUCCAGAAGUGGAGUCCCUGAAAUUAGAAUUUCGACUUAAGAUAUGAGACUGAUUAAUUAAGACUGAUUAAUUAAGACUGAUUAAUUAAAACUGACUUGAUGUUUGAUUUCUGAAUUAAACUUUUGUUUUCUUUAUUUUCCCACCAUUAAGGGUGGGUGGUGCCCCUUUCAACGAGUGCAUAAAUGUCAUAAUUUGAGAUUAUUAAUCUUCAGACAUUUAUUAUAAAUUCCAAUCGCCAAGUAUUAUUUUGGUGCGGCCUUGUGAGGCUCAUUUCAAAUCGCUACAUAUAUUUUGGUGCGACCGUAUGAGGCUCAUUUCAAAUCACUACAUAUACCUAUCCAUAAAGCCAGAGGAAGCAGGCCAGGUUGCUAGGUUAGAAGCCUGCCUCAAAGAUAUAAAAUCCUGGAUGACCAAUAAUUUUCUAAUGCUCAACUCAGACAAAACUGAAGUUCUGGUCCUCGGUCCUAAACACCUUAGAGAGGCGUUCUCUAGUAAUUUAGCUACAUUUGAUGGUAUCAGCCUGGCAUCCAGCCCCACUGUGCGAAAUCUAGGAGUUGUAUUUGAUCAGGAUUUAUCUUUUAGCUCCCACAUUCAACAAAUUUCCAGGACAGCCUUUUUCCACCUGCGCAAUAUCUCAAAAAUUAGACGUAUAUUGUCUCAGAGCGAUGCAGAAAAACUAGUCCAUGCCUUUGUUACCUCUAGGCUGGAUUACUGUAAUUCUCUCCUAUCAGGCUGCUCUAGUAAGUCAUUAAGGACUCUUCAGCUGGUCCAAAAUGCAGCAGCUCGGGUAUUGACUAGAACUAGAAGGAGGGAGCACAUCUCUCCUGUUUUAGCCUCUCUUCACUGGCUCCCUAUUAAAUAUAGAAUUGAGUUUAAAAUCCUCCUUGUGACAUAUAAAGCGCUUAAUAGCCUGGCGCCAUCAUAUCUCAACGAGCUAGUUAUACCGUACUUUCCAUCUAGACCGUUACGCUCACAGUCUGCAGGUCUGCUCGUUGUACCAAAUGUCUCUAAAAGUAGUAUUGGAGGAAGAGCUUUCAGCUACCAGGCACGUCUCCUCUGGAAUCAUUUACCGCUCGAGGUUCGGGGGGCAGACACACUCUCAACUUUCAAGAGUAGACUUAAAACGUUCCUCUUUGAUAAAGCCUAUAGUCAGGGCUGAUUUGAACCAGCUCUUAGUUAUGCUGCUAUAGGCCUAGACUGCCGGGGCUAUCUGGCACACUGAGCUAGAGUCUGUCUCUAUCUCCUCUUUAGAUCUUUAUGUCCCAUAUAAGUCACUGACCAGUUUUCUGUCUCUCUGAGUGUCUCUGAGUCUUUUAGCUGCCACUGGACUAAUGCUGCAAACAGGUCUGCUGCGGAACUGCCUGACCCCAGCUGCAUCCACCCUGGGCCCUGAGCUCCUCCAACUCUUUGGCUCUUUGGCUCCUCUGGACCGUUGCCGCAGACCCCCCCCCCCCCCCGGCCCUGAGCUCCUUCUUCUCUCUGAUUCCUCUGGACUGUUGCUGUUACUGUUACUGCAGACAUGGACAUCAGCCUCACUGUCAUUAUUGACAUUAAUAAUACAAAAUAGAACUGACUACGAUUAAGCCUGCUAACUGUAAUCGCACUCAAUUAAUUCAACAUUGUCCAUUAUCACUCAUAUCCUAAACCUGUAAACUGAACUUCUUUUUGUUUCACCAUUACAUGAGCUGUUGUUGUUGUUGCUGUUGUUCCUGCUGCCUCCUGUCUCUCUCUCACCCUCGUUCCCUACUCUCUCUCCCUCCCCCUCCCUCUCCAUACUCAUUCUCUCUCGCCUUUUCCCCAUCUUGUUGUCUCUCUCCCUCCCCCUGUCCUCUCCCCCUCUCCCCUCUUCUCUCUACAUUCCUCCCCAACCCAGCAGCGGCAUGGUGGCUGUCUAGCAUGAGGCUGGUCCUGCCCAAGGUUUCUGCCUGUUAAAAGGAAGUUUUUCCUUGCCACUGUAACUCAUGUUAGUUGAGAUGGGCCAAAACCCAUCUUAGGUUGGUUCUUGAUCAUCAAACAAUGAGCGUGGUCCAGACCUGCUCUUGUUCCUUGAAAAGCGUCUUGAGAUGACGACUGUUGUGAAUUGGCGCUAUAUAAAUAAAAUUUGAUUUGAUUUGAUUUGACAAAACAGGGAACGGAGACAUCUGUCUGGAAACAGCGCUAUAUCUAGUGUCAUGUAAAGUUUUGUUCAAUUCUGAUGAUGUUUAGUGGAUGAAUCAGCGCUUCAAACACUCAGUCCAUGAAUGAAGACUGGCGUGUGCAACACCGAAGGGGUUAAAAUGAUGUGCUGGCUCAAUCUGUUGUAUCACUGUGGGACAGUAAAAAUGAAGGGGUAGCUACAGCUUGGUCUGCACGACCACAGCUGAGGACCUCUUUGGAAGCAGUAUGGCAGGGGAGUGGGCAAGGCUGGACCUGACAAAUCCAGAAGUCCCUGGUGUAGCAAUCAAGACAACCCUGGGUGUGAAACUCACACAUUCCUCACAGGAAAGUUUCCUUAUCUGAUCCCAGGACACAGGAUAUAAAUCUUUCCAGACUUGUUUGCACUUUCAGGUUACCUAAAUGACCCGACCGGAGGUUGACUAAACCUCUGACUCUUCACGAUUGGUCGAUUCGGAGAACAGAGACAGAGUUUUUAUUACCUUUCAAACUGACUCCAUUGCUGACCAUCUAAAUAAACAUUAACGCCUCAACCCAGAUCUCCUAUUUGAGAUUUACCUUCUUAAAGUGUGUGAACAUACGGACCCCAGGAUAAGAGGGGACACUGACCUCCAGACCUCGGUCGUAAAACCCUGCUCGACCAUAAACUGAUAAAGACUACAUUCCUUUGGUGAAAGAAUACAAAUGACUGAUCAUGACAUCUUAUGCAUUCAGCAAUGUACCAAUCUGUCUAAUCAUGAAAUUUGUCUUAAAAUGAGACGUUUCCCAUUCUUCUAUGUGCUUCAGAAGCCGAGUUAGCACUCUGACAGAAUAAAUCCUUAUUCUUUACUUUCUUUAGACCAACAGCUUUUCAGACUGUUUCAUGAACUUUUAAGAGUUAAAUUUAUGAAUCAUAACUUUACUCUAAGUAACAGAAAUGUUUGGUUUGUAUUUUAGUUGUUUAUUUAGUAUUUUUAACCAUUAGGUGGUUAUAAUGUCAUUGAAUAAUCUGAAUGUGAGUAUGUUUACUCUUUUGUUGUUCACAGCUUCCAUGUGUUACUAUCUGUUUCAUUUCAGAGUAAUUUAGCAUGUUCAAUGUGAUACUUCAAACAUAAUGAGAAUGUUUGAUAUGAUCCUACACUUCAUUCAUAUGUGUUUAGUAUCAAAUUAUUUAUCAUGAAACCAAGCAUUCAAUGAUAUUAAUCAUAGUGAGUGAGUAUCAGAUCUGACUCUUUUACCAGCCAAAAGAAUAAGUUAGAUCAAAUAAUCAGAGACCCCAUGAACCCUCCUCUUUCUCCUCACACACACGCCAGAGACACUCCCAGUGUGAGAAGAUAAAACCAGUGAAGUGGGAUUGCUCACGCUCUUGUCCACUCUCUUAUGCCCCUUACUCUUGUACCCUCUCUUCUGUCCACACCCUUCUGUGGUGCGCUUCUUUGUUUUCUCUUAGAACUUUUUCUUAGUCUACUAAGUUUUACGCCACGUGUUGAUUCACGUUGAUUUUUCUUUAACAUCGUCUUAGUUCAAGUUUUGAAACUUAAACUUUUUGUGCGCAUAGCAAUUCAAGAUUAAGCCUUUGAUUGAUUUUUCUUUAAUUUCGCGAAGCCAUUUUUGAAAGUUUUCUCUGCUCAAGUCUCGUUUUUCUGAGUUAUCUGUGUGAUUUCAAAGUCACCUCUGAACGCAACCCAGCAGGCCCAGGUCAUCCUCUGUGCCAGAGUUUUGAGUGAGACCAAAGAAGUGUCCAAACGAGCAUCCACAGGAUCCACAGGCGCCGGCUCUACUUCAGGCCCGAGUGCUACAACUCCUGGCCCAUCUUUCGGCUGACUUCAGUCGUCUUCUGAGCUGAACCGCUCGAACCACCGGUAGCCCCGGACCUUCGGAACCUGCUCCAUCUUCUCCAAGGACCAGUCUCACUUAAGUAUGCAAACCUCCAGAGCUCUAAAGAGGGCUGGUGCUGUCUCAUGCGUUCAUAACUCAGAUAUCCACUUAUUCUGGUAAUCUUAGAUUCCUCCAAAUCCACAUCCGAGUUUAUCUCGACACCAAAGUUGGUGUAGGUUAAUAUGUUAGCGCAUAUUCACUCACUAUUAUUAACUUUAGUGCUCCUAGCCUGACUCAGAAUUUUUAUUUAUUCACCUAUUAUUAUUUAUCUUCAUUAUCUUAUCAUCAUUUAUUGCAUGUAUGUUGUACCAUCAUUUAUCUUGUAAUAAACAGAUCAUUAUUUUUCUAAGUUCUUGUCUGUUAGUGUUCUUCCAGAAGUGGAGUCCCUGAAAUGAGAAUUUCGGCUCAAGAUAUGAGACUGAUUAAUUAAAACUGACUUGAUGUUUGAUUUCUGAAUUAAACUUUUGUUUUCUUUAUUUUCCCACCAUUAAGGGUGGGUGGUGCCCCUUUCAACGAGUGCAUAAAUGUCAUAAUUUGAGAUUAUUAAUCUUCAGACAUUUAUUAUAAAUUCCAAUCGCUACAGUAAUAUUUUGGUGCGACCGUGUGAGGCUCAUUUCAAAUCGCUACACUGGUCCUCUUCUUUCCAGGCCUUCUGACUCCAGACCUUCUUUGGUUCUCUGGGAUCAUGUUCCUCCUGAACAGAAGGUCCCAGAGUGUGAACCAGAGAUGCCUAACCUAAAAGACUCUCCUGAGUCUGCAGAAGUUUCUGGAGAAUGAGCGGUCAUGGUUGAGUCUCUAGGUUAAGUUAGUGCUAACCAAGGCUGACCCAGGACUGCUGCACCUAUCAGGGGUAACCUGGUAGGUCUUCUGAUGGGGCACCACCUACUUGAUCAUGUGGAUGUUGAUCUGGUUCUAUCAGCAGAAUGGAUCUACCAGAGCUUUCUUCAGGGAGUGAGGCAGAGCCAUCACCACACAACAGACACCGACCCUUAUUACUGACCUUUGCCCUGCCAAGGUCUGCCUUCCUCUGCUGCCCCAAAGAAGAGGUGAGAAUACUUUACACAGUCCAAUGGAGAGGAGGUCUCAUCGGGAUAACGAGGCCAUGCAGGUCUUUGUGUCUGACAGGGUUCCUGUACUUUUGGACUCUGAGCAGGGAAGAUCUCAGAGGGAACGGUUUAGGAAGUGUUCUUCUUUCAGGACCAGACUCAAAGUGAACACCAUGUUUGUACAUCUACAGCAAACGAGGCGAAUAAUGAGAAAGAAGAGCAUCGGGUUCAUUCAGAAGAAUAAAUGGAGAAGGAGAAGAAGAAGAAGAAGAAGAAGAACUUGAUGGUCCAUAGAUCCACAGAUCUGCUGGAGUCCAGAAAGAGGCUCAAAGAAGAGACAGUCAUGUUGAUGUGGACUUUAGAGAAAGUGAUCCUGGAUCUGAAACAUGAUCCUGGUUCAUCAUCUUACUUAUUCAGCUGCUCUCAGGUUUUUGUACCACUGUUUCUCACUGUGGGAGUCUACGACUACUUCAUCUUCGGCUCUGGGACUAAACUGAUUGUAACAGGUAAGAACAAAAACUUGAUCUUUAUUGUUUGAACUGAUUUAUAAAAACUCAAAAUCUCUCCACAAAUCUGAAGUUAUUGAUGAAUUUCUGAUAAAUCUGAGUUUGAUAUGAAAUGUUGAGACAGUGUCACCUCUAUAUUUGGUCCUCUCUGUGAGUCAGAACCAUCAUUUCUUUAUUUAUAAUGUUCAGACAGUCAAAUUAACCUCAUGUCAAUUAUAUCAAUAUGAGGCACCAAAAACCUUUGUGUGGGAAUAUUUGUACAAGUAGACAGAUACUCAAUAUUAUCAACUAACAUUUACAAUAAAUGUGAUUUAAUCUAGAUCUAUGGAUAAACUAUAGAAGCGUUUAUAUUUAAAUAUAUAAGGAAAUGUUAUUAUUUAUUAUUGUCUGUAAAUGAAGCUAAAAAAUGAGAUUACAGUCAAACACAUGGAGGAUGGUACAGAGGUAUGAAGAGUCGGAGUGAUUGUACAAAUUAUUAUAUUGAAACAGGAUUGAUGAUCUUAUCCUCAUUAUAUUAUAUUAUAUUAUAUUAUAUUAUAUUACAUUAAAUGUAAUACAAUUCCUUUUUAUCAGUAAUGUAUAAUAAUAAAUAAAUUACUGAUAUAAUGAUUAAUCACUUCUCUAAAAAGAGCUGAAUGCUCAGACCUACAACCUAAAAAUGUAGAAGAUAAUGUAAGGACUAAAAUCACCAUUAAACUCUAUGAGAAUAAAAAUGUGUGUAUAUUAUGGACAAAGUAUUUUAAAGUUUAUUGAAAACAGUAAUAAAGUUGUGAUUCAGCUUUGUUGUAAUUAAAUAGUAUUUGUAGUUUUAUAACUGUUUCAAUGAUUUUAAUUUUUGUGAGUUUGUACCUGGCAGCAUCCAGAGCCCAGCUGGAGGGGAAGAGCUCCCUGCUGUGUGUGGCCUCAGACAUGUUUCCUCCUCUGGUCCAGAUCUCCUGGAGAAGACGGGAGGAAGACGGUUCUCUGAAAGAGCUGUCCUCUGCUGACAGCGAGAUAUCUAAGCUCGGAGAGUCUAACUGCACCGCUUCCAUCUUAAAGAUUCAUAAAAGAGAGGACAACCUUGAUAAAUACAUCUGCUUAGUGAAACAUGAGGGGGGAAGAGUGGAUUCAACAGUACAACGUACCGGAGACGCUGUGUCUCCAACAGAAGCUCCUGCUGCCUUGACCUCUGGUCCUCCAGAGACAGAGCUCACAGACCUUCCAGCUCUUCCUCAGCAGUAUGGCGGUAAGAUUAACAUGUUUUUACUUUUAAAAAAACCUUCUUAGUCACCAAAUGUUAUCACUCUUCUCCAACUAUUAAUACUAUCUGAGGUGUACCACAAGGAUCAGUUCUAGAGCCUCUUUUUUACACACAGAGGCAGAACUGGAUGGUUUGGGCCAUCAGUGGCUUUUUGAAAGUUUUUCAAUUGAUGUAAAAUUUUUAUUUUUGAAUAGAGAAAACUGCAGGAACACACCUGAUAAAUGACUCCUGUAUGAAUAAAGUACCAAUAGGACAAAGAGUUGUGAAUAACAGAGGUGUGUGUGUGUGUGUGUGUGUGUGUGUGUGUGUGUGUGUGUGUGUGUGUGUGUGUGUGUGUGUGUGUGUGUCAGUGUCCUUUGAGUGCAGGGUGAAGCUGCUGUCAGUCCUGUACUCUCUGCUGAUCCUCAAGAGUCUGGUAUACUGCUGUGGACUCUCCCUGCUGACCAUCUUCACUAACAAGCCACCGUCCAUCAGUUGAUGUGCUGACUGACUGUUCCCUGCUCGCCGCUUCUCACCGCCAAACCUCAGCAGCUCACAUCUGUCUCAGACUCAUUCAGCAGGUAUAAAUGUAGAGUCAAACAUGCUGUGGUUUUAUUGUCAUACAUAUUGAUUUAAGUUUAAUAAGAACAUACAAACAGGUACGAUAUAUUCAAAUUCCAAAUUAUACUGUAUAUAUUUUACUGUUAUUCACUUUGUUCCCAUUAAAAUACAAUGUCAUGUGUGUAAAAAAAUUACCAUAACAUGAUUAUGCUUCACUUAAUGUUAAACAUGUAUUUCAGUACAUGUGCAGAGCGCC